UGGACCUGUCCCGGCGGCCAUUUUGCUGUGAGACAGCAGGAGCGCGGUGUGAUGCUCUCCACGGCUGCUUUCGGGAACCCCGAGCGGGAGCUGGGCAUGGGGCCUCACGGCUCCGCCGUCCCUGUGCAGAUGCGUUUCUCGCCGUAUGCCUUCAACGGAGGUACUGUAUUGGCAAUUGCUGGAGAAGAUUUUUCCAUUGUUGCUUCAGAUACCCGGUUGAGUGAAGGGUUUUCAAUUCAUACCCGAGACAGCCCCAAAUGUUACAAACUGACAGACAAAACAGUCAUUGGCUGCAGUGGUUUUCAUGGAGAUUGUCUCACUCUGACAAAGAUUAUUGAAGCAAGAUUAAAGAUGUACAAGCAUUCCAAUAACAAGGCCAUGACAACCGGGGCGAUUGCUGCAAUGCUCUCUACCAUCCUGUACUCACGGCGUUUCUUCCCUUACUAUGUUUACAAUAUCAUCGGUGGACUUGAUGAAGAAGGAAAGGGAGCUGUGUAUAGCUUUGAUCCAGUGGGCUCCUACCAGAGAGACUCCUUCAAGGCUGGAGGCUCGGCAAGUGCCAUGCUACAGCCUCUGCUUGACAACCAGGUUGGUUUCAAAAAUAUGCAGAAUGUGGAGCAUGUUCCCCUGUCUUUGGACAGAGCCAUGAGGCUGGUGAAAGAUGUCUUUAUUUCUGCAGCUGAGAGGGACGUGUACACUGGCGAUGCCCUCAGGAUCUGCAUCGUGACCAAAGAGGGUAUCAGGGAGGAGACUGUUCCCCUGCGGAAAGACUGAUUGUGGGCCAUACAUUAGAGCUGUGGCACAAGUUUGUUUUUUAUUAAAAAGAAAUAUAAAGUACUCAUUUUCGUACAGUGCUUCUUCUCUAAGCAUAAAAAAUUGGGAAGAAUUUCUUCCUUUGUGACUGAAGAGAUGGUUCAUCUGUUAAGAAAGUAUGGCUCUUCCAAACACCCACGUGUAACUCUAGUUCCAGGGGAUGCAGUGCCCUCUGUCCUUAACAGGCACAUGCACAUAAAUAUAUGUAAUGAAAGAUAAAAUCUUUAAUAAAAGAAUUUUUCUUCAU
Cricetulus griseus (Chinese hamster) is the source of this 1060-nucleotide messenger RNA. NCBI's taxonomy places the organism in Eukaryota, Metazoa, Chordata, Mammalia, Rodentia, Cricetidae. The record is from RefSeq and is a predicted model, not a curated record.